CUGACGCUGCCUGGCGCUGGAACCAGGAAGGCGCUGAGCUUAAACUGAAGCAAGUUCUGAGGACGCCGGUGGCGCCGUGGUUAGAAGAGGGGGUUCCGGGCCCCCACGUCCGGAGGUGCGAGCCCGAAGGUCGACCCAGAAAUGGGACGCCGGUCUUCAGAUACUGAAGAAGAAAGCAGAAGCAAGAGAAAAAAGAAACACCGGAGACGGUCAUCUUCAAGCAGUUCUUCAGAUAGCAGGACCUACAGCCGCAAGAAGGGCGGGAGGAGGCCAAGGUCUGAGUCGAGGUCCUGGUCUCGAGACCGUCAGCCUCGCUCACAUUCUUAUGAGAGAAGACGCAGGCACAGGUCAAGCAGCAGCUCUUCUUACGGCUCCAGAAGAAAACGAAGUCGCAGUCGCUCCAGGGGCCGAGGGAAAUCUUAUAGAGUACAAAGGUCUCGGUCCAAAAGCAGAACCAGAAGGUCCAGGUCGAGACCUCGUCCACGAUCCCAUAGUCGAAGCAGUGAACGGUCCAGUCACAGAAGAACUCGUAGUAGGUCCAGGGACAGGGACCGACGUAAAGUUCGGGACAAAGAGAAGAGAGAAAAGGAGAAGGAUAAAGGCAAGGACAAGGAAGCACACAAUAUCAAACGAGGGGAAUCUGGAAACAUCAAAGCUGGAUUAGAACAUCUGCCUCCAGCUGAGCAGGCCAAAGCCAGACUACAGUUGGUCCUUGAAGCUGCUGCAAAAGCUGAUGAAGCAUUAAAAGCCAAAGAAAGGAAUGAGGAAGAAGCAAAAAGAAGAAAAGAGGAAGACCAAGCCACCCUGGUAGAACAAGUCAAAAGAGUGAAAGAAAUUGAAGCAAUUGAAAGUGAUUCUUUUGUUCAGCAGACAUUCAGAUCGAGUAAAGAAGUCAAAAAGUCAGUGGAACCAAGUGAAGUGAAGCAUGUGACUCCAGCAUCAGGACCAGCAACAGUAGCUGCUGAGCCACCCAGCACUGGAAAGGAAAUAGACCCUGACAGCAUCCCCACGUCUAUCAAGUACCAAGAUGACAAUUCUCUAGCACAUCCAAAUUUAUUUAUUGAAAAGGCCGAAGCUGAAGAGAAGUGGUUCAAGAGAUUAAUUGCUCUCCGGCAAGAAAGACUGAUGGGCAGUCCUGUGGCCUAAGCGGCAAACUUACGGGUUGGAUGAACAGUAACCCUGAAAAUUUAAGUUUUAAAAUACCAACAUCAACUUUCACUCUUAAAAACAACAGGCAGUUACAUAAAAGAAAUCUCAUUUCUUCCCUAAUGGUCAACUGAAUAUUUUGUUAACUCGAAUCAGACAUUGUGAAUAGUGAAUCUUUUAUAAAGGGUGUGAGUGCAUGAACAUAGUAUACUAUUAAUAAAGCUAAUCAUAAAGACAUCAGUGUUGAAGUAAACAAACACUCUGUAGUGUUUCUCAUUACAGUUUUUACAAAGUCAUGUUUUUGACCCAUUAUUCAAUAAUUAUAUAUAAGAGCCAUAUUAUUUAGUAUAAAUCUGAGUUUUUUAUCUCCUACAUAUUAUGAAACCCUUCUUGAAUCCCUUAUUUCACCUUUCUUAAAAAUUUUAGAUAUCAUAAAAGGUACCCUAAGAGAUCUAAACAGUGGCCAUGUUAGACAUGAAGGUCACAUGUUCACUAAAACUUUUUCUUAUGCCAAGUGUGGUCUCAAUUCUCAAAUCAUAGCCCUCUAGAGGCAUAGGCAGGAGGCUCUCCACUGUACUGCAAGUACUGGCAUACCUUUUACUACACAGUGAGGCCUCAUAUGAAAAAACAUUGAAUUAAUUAAAUGGAUAGUUUUUGCUUAGGGAUCAGUUUGUAUUAAGUGCUCUUUUGAAACCUGUAACUAGAUAGAGCCCAGGCCUUUCCUAUAGAAAGCACAUGCCCAGUAUAUUAGUCAUCACUUGGCAUUGCUGGCAUAACGUCAGGGGAAAGACUUAUUUUGUCUCAUGGUUUGAGCAUUUUAGUCCAUGGUCAGCUGGUUCCACUGCUUUUAGGCCUGUGGCAGGCAGAAACACAGCAAGAGGGCACAGCAUAGGAAAGCUACUCACUAGUGACUAUCAGGAAGCAAAGAGACAGGAGAGGGCUAAGCUUUGGCGUGCCCUUCAGAGACAUACUCCAGCCACCUGCUUCUAGUGUGUCCUCUACCUCCAGGUAGCCCGUUCAGCUGUGAGCUCAUGGUAGUCCAUGAUAAAGUAGCAGUCCUCGUGCUCUAGUGACCAUAAACCUUGAUCCUUUGGUUGGGACACUUCAUAUCCAAACCUCAAUAACCAUGCUUGGCCUAUGUGAUUGACCUAGUAUGCAUGACGAACAAAACAUUUCUGAGAAAUAAGAACUCUCACGUUGCUUAGGCAGCAUCGGUUCCCUCCUGAGGAAGCCAUGUGUGCUGUGUGUAGAAUGCCUUUCUCUAGAAGCCGAGCUGUGGACAUCCCUACAGUUCAUACUAAACAAGUUAGAGAGCAGGACUUUGAGCCUUGGUGGACAAAACAGGAUUUCAGCCCCUGGCACAGAUACUUCUCUUUCCCGUUUUACUCAGCUUUCAUUUGCAGAGUCUCUCUGAAGAAUGGGGCGUGGGACACAGCAAUGGGAAGUCCCUGGGAUGUGACACAGAGGGAACUUUGAUUCCAUGUUUUUCACACUGUAGAGCUGCAGAAGUUCUCAUCCCUGUUAAGAAUGGAAACUAUGAAGAACUUACACUCAGUUGCAAGUGUUACAAAGAAUGUUUGGUUUAAAAUGCUUGUUUUCAUGUAUACAUUUCUUGAUCUUAGCAAAGGCUAUUUUCCUUGGCUCUGAAAUAAAUAUGCUCAGUAUGAAGUUAGGUCUGUGUCAUUAAUGUAGAUACGGCUACACAGUAGGGAUUUCAGGAGUGAUUAAUUUUCUCAAAUAUUUUGCUUUUUAAUUCUUUGUAUAAUUUGUAAACUGUGUGUGUUCUCACCCUGUUCAGAAGUAUUUGUCUAGGAAAGGAUAUAGGUUGCCAAUUGACCAGAGGGAGUCUCCACACUUUUCAUUCUGUCUAUACAGCAAUGAAGAUCCUAUGAGCUACUGUACCUUCCACCCGUGUUUCUCAGUGACAGGUACAACAAGCACAGAGGCUUGAAUUAUAUUGAAUUUGUAUUUUAAAGAUAAAUGUUUUGUGGGAAGUUUUUUAAAAAUCAGGCUUUGUUUUGUUUUGUUUUUAAGUGAGCAAAUAAACUAGUCCUAAAGAA
Molecule: messenger RNA, 3206 nt
Organism: Meriones unguiculatus (Mongolian gerbil)
Lineage: Eukaryota; Metazoa; Chordata; Mammalia; Rodentia; Muridae
Gene: Rsrc1
Product: arginine and serine rich coiled-coil 1
Exons: 10
Coding region: 142-1146 (334 amino acids)
Biological process (GO): alternative mRNA splicing, via spliceosome
Cellular component (GO): cytoplasm; nucleus
Source: RefSeq, a predicted model, not a curated record